This is a messenger RNA of Antrostomus carolinensis (chuck-will's-widow), 1138 nucleotides long. It is a transcript of the gene GLRX3, whose product is annotated as glutaredoxin 3. NCBI's taxonomy places the organism in Eukaryota, Metazoa, Chordata, Aves, Caprimulgiformes, Caprimulgidae. Gene Ontology annotation, cellular component: nucleus; cytosol. The transcript has 10 exons. The annotation marks the transcript as partial. The record is from RefSeq and is a predicted model, not a curated record. Gene Ontology annotation, biological process: intracellular iron ion homeostasis.
GUCCCUCGUAGUUGUCCACUUCUGGGCGCCGUGGGCUCCUCAGUGUGCUCAGAUGAACGAGGUUAUGGCAGCGCUGGCAAAGGAAUACACACAGGUUACGUUUGUGAAGCUGGAAGCUGAAGCUGUGCCUGAAGUAUCUGAAAAAUAUGGAAUUAGUUCUGUUCCAACGUUCUUAUUCUUUAAGAAUUCUCAGAAGAUUGACAGGUUAGAUGGUGCACAUGCCCCAGAGCUGACCAAAAAGGUGCAGCGCCACGUGUCCAGCAGUUCUGUGUCCACCGCCGCCCAUGACAGCACCAAGGAAGAUCUGAAUGCGCGUCUGAAGAAGCUCAUCAAUGCUGCUCCUUGCAUGCUGUUCAUGAAAGGCUCUCCAAAAGAACCUCGCUGUGGUUUCAGCAAACAGAUGGUGGAGAUUCUGAACAAACAUGGCAUUUCAUUUAGCAGUUUUGAUAUUUUUUCUGAUGAAGAAGUUCGUCAGGGGCUGAAAACGUAUUCAAAUUGGCCAACUUAUCCGCAGUUGUAUGUAGCUGGAGAGCUUAUAGGUGGACUUGAUAUUAUCAAGGAACUGGAGGCAUCUGGAGAACUGGACACGAUUUGUCCGAAGGCACAGAAGCUGGAGGACAGGCUUAAAACAUUGAUAAACAAAGCUCCUGUGAUGCUUUUUAUGAAGGGAAGCAAACAGGUAGCAAAGUGUGGAUUCAGCAAGCAAAUUAUAGAAAUCAUGAAUAAUACUGGCAUUGAUUACGAGACAUUCGACAUACUGGAAGAUGAAGAGGUGCGGCAAGGAUUAAAAACCUAUUCAAACUGGCCAACAUAUCCUCAGUUAUACGUGAAAGGUGAACUCGUUGGAGGGUUGGACAUUGUUAAGGAACUAAAGGAGAGUGGUGAAUUGCUGCCUAUUCUGAAGGGAGAAAAUUAACGGAGAAGGAUGUCAAUAGGAACCAAAAUACUUUGAACAAUUAUUCAUUUAUAGGUUAUAUUGGAGCAAUAUCCAGCUUAGCCCUAUGGAACUGAUCAGGAGUGAAGACAGACGACUUCUGUACUCCGUGUAUUUCACAAGACCACGCUACCUAUGAAAACAUGUUUCCACUGAAGAUAUCAAAGCUGUCGAGAUCUUCAAAUUCAAUUAAAAUAUAAUGCU